Messenger RNA from Patiria miniata (bat star), 3823 nucleotides. Its product is annotated as granule associated Rac and RHOG effector protein 1-like. Gene Ontology annotation, biological process: Rac protein signal transduction. NCBI's taxonomy places the organism in Eukaryota, Metazoa, Echinodermata, Asteroidea, Valvatida, Asterinidae. Bases 267 to 3362 code for a protein of 1031 amino acids. Gene Ontology annotation, molecular function: CCR4-NOT complex binding. The transcript is spliced from 13 exons. The record is from RefSeq and is a predicted model, not a curated record.
UCAUGUGUAUUUUCCGUGGACUGCAGAAUUGCAUGAUUGGAGACGGGAAAAGUAAACAGGUUUUUACUGCUCGCCGAAGACUGGACUGACUGCUAAUUUGAGAGAGAGCUCAGACAUCAGUCUGUUUGUCUGCAGGGCGACGUCUCACCCUAUAAAGUGAAUGAAAGAUGUGAAUCGUUUCGCGCAAGUGACAACCGACAAGAUGACAGCAAGAAAGCCGAAUAAAUAAUCCGCCGGAUUGAACGUUUCUGAUUUAGUAAUACCUGAUGCCCAUUAUGAAGGCCGGGGAGGGGCCAGCCAGCCGCUCCCAUUUCCACCGCAGCUUCCCCAACAGCUUCCACGCCCAGACCGAGGACGUCCGGACCCAAAGCGAGGACGUCCUGGCGGCCAUGAACGCGCUGUGCCGGUCAAGCGCACUCCUGGCUGAAACCUUCAUGGGCGUGUUUCAGGACACGCCCUUUAUGGAGCUGGCGUUGCGGCUGAAGCAGGUCUCGCAGGACCUGGCCGCCAGGACGCUGAAUGCCAGCGAGCAUAUCCAGGAGGACGGUAUCGCCAUGGUAGCCAGGCUCAUUGGGCGGGGCACCAAAGAGAAAACAGACGAAGGAGUUCAGGUCCUGGCCAGAUGUUUCCUCCUGAUGCUGCAGACCCAGUGCCACUUCUUCCGGUCAGCGACCGAUGUUUUCGCACCCUUGGGCCGCUACGAGGAGGUGGAAGACGUAUUGAUCGGGGAGCGAUGCGAGGACGACGGAAUCCGAGAGGCCUGCAGUACGUGGAUCGCGGCCUCGCAGGCAACCAAGUCUCUACGGACAGGAGUGAGUCUCACCCCCAACGAGCAACAGCUAUUGGAUGAUGCGCACCACCCGAGAGGUCACCAUGGGGAUGCCAAGGUGUCAGAGGUCAAGCAGAAGUUGGACAUUCAAUCAUCGGUAUACAAGCAAGCGUUGUCUGAGCUUCCGCGAUCGGAGCACACCCUAACCGGCGGCUUCCACCUCCAACAGCAAUGCACCUCCCUCCUCCUGCACGGCUGCUGUAGCAUCGCGGAGGCCACCGAGCUCCUCGACAGCCAGUCAAACAACAAGCUCCUACACCAUGCCAUGCCGGGGGAACGGAGCCACCAGCCACAGCAGCAGCAGCGACUGAGCGCCGAGGAGCUGAGGGCGGUGUUGCAGACGGAUCUCCGGGACGUGUCCUUGCAGGUCGAGGGGUCCCCGUGUCACACGUCGCAGAAUCAGGAGGAGAACUUCAAGUCAAAACUGCAAGCAGUUGAGAAGUUAGUGAAGGAAACAUCCAAGCAACUCGGUGUUGGCGUCAACAGGGAACAGGUGGCCCUGGCGUUGCUGUGUGAAGCCUGUCCAUCGGUGGCUGAGAACCAAAGCAGGCUGGCUGCGCAGUUCAUCUUUGGUAGAGCUGAUGUGGUGAGAAUCAAGCCUUCCAAUCUCCACGGCAACCUCCAGAAGUAUGCUCAGAUUUCAUCACAGGAGGGCGCCUUCACCGUUGAAGUACCAACCGUCUGGAAACUGGACCAGACCUUCCGGACAAAAUCAGCGGCUGGUCUGGAGACUAGUCUGGGUGUGGUGGAGGUCGUGUAUGUCAGGCGGAUUGAGCUGUUGGAAGGAAGACACCCACCCUUGCCAACAAUCAAAGUCAAGCUCCGCCAGGUGGAGCGAACCUCCCCAACGACCCCCACCCCCCAGGGGAGUCUCAGAUCCCCAGGGGACGGCAGCCUGGGGUCUCCCCUGGGUAAGGGCUUCCGUCACACCAUGGAGAAACUAGCCGCCAAGUUUGGUCUGGGAUCGGCCCCGGUGCCCAAGGCUGCCAGCAGUGAGUUCUAUGUGAGCGUGGAUGCGGUACCGGACCAGCAAGCAGAAUUGACCAAUCACAAUUCAAAUGGUUCUUCCAACAGCCAAUCAAAAGUGAAAGAGGAGCCGCAUCUUGCUCAGCAUAAAGGGCCGGUGAGCUGCAGCACCCCGAAGAGAGAGGUUGCCAAGGAUACCGUCCCCUCGGUGAUGCCACGCCCGGCGAUGAUCAGCCCUACGGUGACCAUCACAUCCCACCCUAGCCCAACGGAGGAGCAGGUUUCUUGGAAUAAGAACGUGGUUGGCUACAAAGGUCCUGUCAAAACACCAAAGAAGGGGUUUGCAUCAGAUGCAGAGGUCCAAGAUAUCGUUGACCUCUUAUCGGGGGUCACCAGGCCUCCGCAGACUGUGAUUGGUCAACACCUGGAUACCUUCGGCCAAUCCCAGCGGUCGACCCAGAACACCACGCCUUCGUCCAGCUCCAGCAGCGGGAGUAACCGCAGCGCGGUGGGCGGGACCUGGCCAGGCGGUGGAGGGGGAGGGGGCAUGGACCCCAACCCGGCUAAAUUCGGCAAUUUCAACCCCACCUUCCAAGAGGCGGAGGCCCAAGACCGGGUGGGGGAGAUCCCCUUGACGACACACAACAUCGUAGCCGUCUCCCGGGCCUGGUCCAACCCGGUGCCCUGCCAAACUGGUCCCCAGCAGCAUCCCGUGCAGCCCUUACACCGACACGAGUCGUACGGCAACCACGACGCCGAGCGUGACAUCGUGUCCAUGUACGACAACUCCAGCACGGAUGAGGAGUUUGCCAAGUACAUCGCUACGAACUUCUUGGGGAAGAGGACGAAGGGCUACGCUAAGGAUCUGAACAUGGUCGGGGACCAGUGGGGAUACCCAGACAGCAGGCUGAAUCAAACAUGGCCGCCUCCGCCCGAGGGAACAUCAGAUAGUGGUGCAGAGCACCUGAGCCACAGCUUUUCAGGCCAGCACGAUUCCGGUAGCUCCAGCGAUGAAUCGGGAGAGAACGGCGACACAGCAUUCUCCAUGGGGCUGGGGCUGACUGGGCCCAACUUUGUCGCUUCCGUCAACAGAAGGAGGCACAGUAGCGGAGGGGAGGAGGUCAUUCAUCAUGGGCGGAGCUUUGAUCCAACGGGGCAGGCGGCAAUGAAGUACCUGGAAGUUGCACAGAUGGAGCCGAAAUCCACCAAAACCUGGCCGCCCAAGGUCCUAUGGCAACGACCCGUCUCCCCUAACGACGGUGCUACCCCGACCCCCGGGCCUUACCCCCUCCCCCCUCAGGAGCAACUCUUAGUCCAUCCACCCCUGACCCCGCAAUGGAGCGACCCGGUGACCUUACGCCAGCCCCCCAUGUGGCCCCCGACGGGAGGUUCCACGCCCGUGUCGCCCGCGGGCUCCAUGUCGCGGUUGGCCCCCAUGCAGCAGCCGGUGCAGCAGGGGGUACCGGGAGGGUCUGCCGUGGGUGGGAUGGGGGGCGUACAGGGGGGCGCGGGGAUGGCACGCGCCCACCCUAAGCUGGACCGCAAGUACGCUUACAGCCAGUACUAGGCAAGUUGAGCUUCCUCAGUUUUGUUGUAGUUUGACGGUGACUACUGAUGACAUCGGGGAAAUCCUGUCAAAGUUUCUUAUUGUGAUACUUGAGCAAAGACAAAAGAAGGUUCGUCCUCAAGGAUUUUUUAAUUUUUUUUUCAUCAUAUUAGUUCUUUUUGUUUUAUUUUUAGCUUCAAAUCAUUGCCUGUAAUUAGCCGGUAUUUGCUCCAUGCGCAUACAAAUGAGGGCGCUUUUUACCACUUUUGAGAGCCCGUGGACGAGACACACAGCGUGUGCGUACCGUACUGUGCUGGUUCGCACGCGAAGUACGCACGACUUCCUGAAUGUGCCAAAGCUGUUAGCCACAGCGUCUUUGCGUGAGCGUCAGGCGUCGUCGGUGCGUGAAUGCAUUCGAAUUUUCACUUGCGAUGGUCUCCCAGACAGACUAAUCCCCGCCCCCAAUAACUUUGGAUCAUUCG